Pecten maximus is the source of this 3677-nucleotide messenger RNA. RefSeq lists its product as uncharacterized. The record is from RefSeq and is a predicted model, not a curated record. Bases 289 to 1713 code for a protein of 474 amino acids. Gene Ontology annotation, biological process: protein desumoylation. The transcript has 4 exons. Gene Ontology annotation, cellular component: nucleus. Gene Ontology annotation, molecular function: deSUMOylase activity. Lineage: Eukaryota; Metazoa; Mollusca; Bivalvia; Pectinida; Pectinidae.
GCGGCGUAUGUUACACCUCGUUUGCAUACAAGAUGUAAACAAAGAUUCAACGCAGAAAAAAAUAUAACGGUUGGGAAAGCAGGUGUACCAAAAUUAAAGGCUGAUCAUGAGGCAUCGACAACAACGGAAGAGGCCAAACGUCAAUAUGUUGAGCAGAGGGAAGAAGCCUCGCUGAGGAUUGCCCAGACAGCUAAGGUGAACAUUGAUAAAGCCCAUGAAAAGCAAAAGAAAAACUUCAAAGAAAGACAGCGAAAAGGGAGGCGUUAUGAGGACAUUUGUGUGGGAAAUAUGGUUCUGAUUCAUAAUGCAAGGAAGGCUGCUACAAAGAAGAAGGGAAAUCUAGAUCCGAACUACCAUGGUCCAUAUAAAGUAGUCAAUAUAGAUGGCAAGUGUGCCACUCUUCAGAACGAUUCAGGACAUACUCUAAAGAGGAAAACAAACAUAGACCACCUGAAACUGUUCAAAGAUCAGACCGCUCAUGAGACAGAUUUGUGUGCGCAGGACACCUGUGACAAUACUUCUGAAGAGGGUACAGUUUCUUGUAUGCAGGACACUGUUGGGAAAUACAUUGAAGAUGUCAGUUCAGAUGGCAGUCUGAAUGAACUUUUUAAGUUUAUAAGUGAACUGAACUUAUCAAAGAUAUCUCUGAACACUUUAGGUUUUCAAUAUCACCACUGUCCACAACAGAGUUUCUUGAAGGAGGUUAUCAGUGUAUCGGAGGCAGAGUUAGAGUGCUUUGGUACACUAUUGUUACCUCAUCUGAGACAUUUGGAUUUGGACUUGUCAGUGAAAACAUCAGUGGCUAUGCUUACAUCUGCAGUAUGUGUUAUGGCCAGUCAUCAGUUUCAGCCACUGAUGACCAUUGCACAAACACUCAAGGAGGUACCAAGCCAUCUUGAGGAUGUUGACAUUCACGAGAUCCCACAACUCUACCCAACACAAAGACUCACAGUUGGCGGCGAGACACUAGAGGCGGUGGACAUGGCAACUCUAGAGGAUGGGAAGUGGAUAAACGACAAGGUCAUCAACUCCUUCUUGGCACUGAAAAAGAUGGAGCAGAACACAUCAGAAUCAAACAGACACAUUUAUGUCCUUCCCUCGUACACAGCCGUUCAAUGGGAUCAAGGUCACCUGGAUCACUGGAUGUUUAAGAAGGUUCAGUUCUCCAAAUACACUCAUGUAUUCCUGCCAAUAUGCAUCAAUGGGAAUCACUGGGUGUUGCUGGUUGCAGACGUAAAGCAAAGACUUGUCUACGUUCUGGACUCUAUGAAUGGGGAGGUUGGUCAGAAAUGGACAAGGAUGUGGGCAGAAUUCAUGGCCAAUCGGGACAGACUUCCAGAUGUUACUGAACAGUUUGGUGUGUGGAACUUCCCGGAGAUCAGAAGCAGCAAACAGACCGACAGUAAUUCAUGCGGUGUGUUCACCCUGAUGAAUGCGGAAUGCAUUGCCAAGGAUGUUCCCAUAGCAGUCAUGAGACAAGUGCAUUGCCAAAGAUAUAGACAAUAUGUUAAGGCAUCUUUGCUCAAUGCUGGAGCAGCAAAGUCGGACUCUAAGUGUGACAUGCCAGAUUGUAGGAUACCUAAAGGACACAAAAGAUGGGUCCAGUGUUGCGUGUGUGGACGUUGGCUCCACACAAAGUGUUGCAGGAUUCCGACAAAGGCAGCCAUCGAGGAGGAAUACGAAUGCUGCUUCUGUGAAGCCAUGUAUAGAUAGACAUUCAUAGCUCAUUAUUGCUACCAAUUGGUUUGGAAAAGCUUCCUCUUCCAAUUUCUAUUAGGACUGGUCAAAUUUGAUGAACAAUGUGUUAUGGUGUAGUUUAUCUGUCUGUUAAUUUUUGUUAUCUCCUACAUUUUUCUAACAAUCUCUUUGAAACUUGGUAUUCAUUAUAAUUAUGAUAGGAAAUUGUAUUACCCUGAAAAGGUUUUAAUUUCAUUAUUUUUGAACAAGUUUAUUUCAGUGAUGAAAAUUCUUGUCACAUCAUUCCUAUUUUUAUCCUGCCAUCAUCAGAUGGUGGACUAUUCAAAUCGCCCUGCAUCCAUCAUCUCUAUGUCCAUAACAAUCCUUGUUAUCAUUAUGUCAAAGUACUGGAGGUACAUUUCUAUAACAUGAUGAGUAGGUUCCCCUUAGUUCCCAGUUGUGUUAAAACAAAAUGACUGACAGGUGGCCAUCUUUGAUUUUGAGAACUAGAAGAUUUUUGUAGCUACAUUGUAUUUCUUAAAGUACUGGAGGAGUGUUUUGCAAACUUCACUUGUUCUUGUCAUCAGAUUAUGAAGAGGGAAAAAAAAGAAAUGGAAAAGUAAUGAAAUCAGUCUGACAUAGAACCAUUAGAGAUUGUUCAAUGGUGUACACCAAGAUUCCCCUGGUCUCCUGUUAAUUAGAAAAAUGGAUAUAAAUAAUUUCUUGAAAAGUACUGAAGGAAUAUUGCUCAAAUUUUGCUUGUAGGUUCCCAUUGGUAUCAAGUUGUGUCAAUUCAAUUUAGAUUUUUGAUGAGAAAAAUAGAAUGGUCGUCAGACACCCAUCUUAGAUUUGAAGAAUUAAAGUUUGUUAUAUUAUCACUAUUUCUUGAAAAGGGAUGUUUCUCAAACUUCACAUGUACAUGAAGGUUCCAUUUGUUCUUUGAAUCAGAAUAUUAAGAAAGAAAAAAUAAGAGAGAGUUAUAGAAGAUCAGUGUGACACAGAACCGAUCAUUGAAUUGUGGGUACCAAUUUUCCCCUGGGAUCACUCGUUAGCCUCAAUUUUGAAAAUUAAUUGAUAGGCUUUAUAUAAGAUAUGAAGUUGUUUCAUAUGAAUGUUUCUACCCUUUGUUCAUUUGAGCAUUUUAUAGUUGUCCUAAGAUUUCCAUUUUUUUGUGAACAUGGAAUGCAUUAUAGUCAUAGUUAUAUUCCCACCACAAAAAAAUUUUGGAUUGGUCCAAUGAAUACUUUAAUAUUAUUACUGGGGAGGGGGUAGACUUUACAAUAGUUUAUAUAGGGAUGACUUUCCACAUUUUUGACAAUCAUUUAAUUGUUGACAUUUAAUUUGUUAACAUUAUCAGCAUUGGAUGACAGCUUAAUGAUAUGCACAUGUUGGCCCUGACAGACCCCCAGGGACUGAUGUGUGGGGCUAAAAAGGGUCAAUUAGAUUAACUGAAAUAUUUCAAAUCUCAGGUGACCGUUAAGGCCCAUGGGCCUCUUGUUAAUUUGUAGAUUUCUUUUGCAUCUAUUACAUUUACUUUUUUGUAACAGAAUCUGUAUUAUAUUUUCUUGUGUCACAAGAUUUGGAAUUAUAUGUAAAUUGUAUAUAUCAUUGCCACACCAAAUGAAAUUUUAUGAUUCAUUUGUCAAGCUAUGACUGUUACACUUUUCAGAUAUAUAAGUCAUUAAAAAGGAGGAAACAUUUCAAAAACUAUAGAAAUGUUAUAUAUAUAAAAAAUAUUAAAACAUUAAAUUCAGUGAAGUUUUCUUUGAUGUUCUACUUCUAAGAUGUAUGAUCCCUGUGCUUGCUUUUGAUGAAGUCUAUUUGGAAUUUCAUUAGUAGGAACAAUUGGAGUUACAAAUACUUUGGUGUGGCCUUCAUUCUCUAACUUACAUAUAAAGUUAUUAAGUCACUUGCUUCGCUAUGUAGCUUGUAGCUGUGACAAAUGAAAUAUUCAUUAUAACUUUUCCUUUGUGCUGAAUAAAAUGUGAAAAGUACCAUAA